GUAUAUAUACAUAUGUGCAUGAACAUGGCCACGCACAAUUAAAUCGAAUAGCAUUCGUUGGACCUAGGGAUGUUGUGUAGGGCUGAGGUAUUAAGGGUUGGCCCAGCCCAUAGAUAAAAACUAAAAACUCUAACCCUAAUUAAUUGUUCUAAAGCAUUUCGGGCCAAUUUAGGGUCGGGCUGAAAUAAGUAUGGGUUUAAAUCGGGUUAGGCCCUAUUAGAUUAAUAAAAAAUAAAUUCAUGUUUUAUGUUGAAACGACGUUGUUUUGUGAUAUCUUCUUCUCCAAUUCAGCAGAUACGACGAUCUCUUCUUCCUCGAAAUCGUCGACGAUCUCUUCUUCCUCAAACUUAGACGUCUCUCUCUGCCAGUCUCUCUCUCUCGCUUGUCUCUAUCUCCGCUUCUCUCUCUCUCUCCGCCUGUCUCUUUCCGCCUAUGCCUUUCCGCCUCUCUCUCCGCCAACCUCUCCGCCUCUGUCUCUCGAACUAGAGCAAACCCAGCUACUGAUACUAUGGAUCUCCCAUCACUUGAAACACUUGCUGUUAUGGAUGCUGAAAACAAGUACAUAGAGGUGCAGUCGGAAGGUGAAGAAGAAUCUCAUGAGCAAACACUAAGUGUCACUCGGCCAUUUAAACCGGUACGUAAAAGACGUAGGGCUAAGUGUUGGGUAGAUUUUACUCAUCUAGGACUAGAGGAUGAUGGAAAAGUAAGAGCUAGAUGUAAUCAUUGUGGUUUUAAGUUCGUAGUAGAGAAAAACCAUGGAACAUCUAUACUAAACCGCCAUUCAACCAGAUGCCCUGCUAAGCCUAGGCCUGAUGCUCCUAAAUAUGAUCACAAAGCGGAUAGAGAGAAGAUGUCUGAGAUAAUUAUAUAUCAUGACUUACUUUUUAAGUACAUUGAAUACGAAAAAGUAAGGGAAAGAGAUAGAUUUCUUAACCCUGAUGUUCAGCAUAUCUGUAGACAAACUGCAGCAGCAGAUGUCUACAAGAGAUAUGAGAUAGAAAAAGCUAAGUUGAUAGAGGUUUUUGUGAAACACAAGGGUCGAGUGUGUUUUACAGCAGAUUUGUGGACAGCCCGAAGUGUUGUGAUGGGAUAUAUAUGUAUUACUGCGCAUUUCAUUGAUGAGAAUUGGAGGUUGAAUAAUAAAAUUCUAGCAUUUUGUAAUCUGAAACCUCCUUAUAGUGGUGAAGAGAUAGCUAAGGCAGUUUAUGAUUGCUUAAAGGGGUGGGGACUGGAGAAGAAAGUAUUUACUAUCACACUGGAUAAUGCUAAAGCUAAUGAUAGUAUGCUAAAUAUUCUAAAGCAUCGGCUUCUGAGUAGCAAUGGGAGUAGCAAUGGGCUGUUGUGUAAUGGAAAGUUCUUGAACGUUAGAUGCUCGGCACAUAUCUUAAAUCUGAUUGUGAAAGCAGGAUUAGAAUUAGCCACUAGUCUAAUAGAGAACAUAAGAGAGAGUGUAAAGUUUGUAAAAGCAUCUGAGUCAAGGAAAGACUCUUUUGCUAUCUGCGUUGAGAGUGCUGGGAUCACAAGUGGUGCGGGUUUGUCUUUAGAUGUCUCUACCAGGUGGAAUUCGACAUAUGAAAUGUUGGCGAGAGCUUUAAAAUUCAGAGAGGCAUUUGCGAUUCUGAAUUUGUAUGAAAGAGGUUACAAAUGGUUGCCUUCAGAAGAAGAGUGGGAACGUGGAGUCAAAAUAUGUGACUUGCUGAAGCCUUUUAAUACCAUCAGCACUUACUUUUCAGGAGUAAAAUAUCCAACCGCAAAUGUCUACUUCAUUCAGGUGUGGAAAAUUGAGAUGAUGUUGAAGAAGUAUGCUGAUUGUAAAGAUGAUGGUGAUGUGAGAACAAUGGCUAGGGCGAUGCAAAAGAAGUUUGCGAAGUAUUGGAAUCAAUAUAGUGUGAUUCUAGCUAUGGGGGCUGCUCUAGAUCCGAGGUUGAAACUGGAUAUACUUCGAUCAGCUUAUCAAAAGAUUGAUCCAAGGACUUCUGAGGAAAAGGUUCAAGUUGUUAGGGACAAUCUGAUUUCGCUUUAUGAAGAAUAUCAAAAAUCAGCAAAUCCUUCAAAGUUUUCUGCAACAUUAACUCCACAUGAGCUUCUCACAGAGUCACCACUUGAAGAUGAUAUGGAUGAUGUAAGUUCUUCAAAUUUUUCUUAUUAGUUCUCAUUCAAAACAACAGCAAGCAAUUUACUGGUUUGUGUCUUUGUAUAUAACAGGAUCUCUUUGAGCUUGAAAAUAGCCUCAAAUCUAGUUCAAGAAAUGCUAAGUCAAAUCUGGAAACCUAUUUGGAUGUUGAACCAAGAAUAGAGAUGAAGACUUUUGAAGACAUGGAAGUUUUAAAUUUUUGGAAAGAAAAUCAGCAUCGAUAUGGCGAUCUUGCUUCAAUGGCAUCUGAUUUACUGAGCAUACCCAUCACCACUGUUGCAGCUGAGUCAGCUUUCAGUGUUGGAGGAAGAGUCUUGAGUCCUUUCAGAAAUCGAAUUCUUCCCAAAAAUGUGCAAGCACUAAUUGCCACUCGAAAUUGGUUAAGAGGAUUUGAAGAGUUUGAAGGGAAAAAUUUCAUUAUUAACUUACAGAUUUUUUAUGUUCUUUAUCUAACUUAUAUUCAUUAACUACAGGAGAUAUUGAAGAUUACUUCAAUGAUGAAGAUGAUGAAUCUGCAAAAAGUAGCUCAGAAGUUAGAGACUCUAGCACAUGAAGCAAGAUGAAGAUGUGGGGUUGUCAUUCUGUGACAAGGAAGUAAUAGAGUCAACAUCAAAUUGAAAAGAAAGAAGUCAUAUGCGUUGGAAGAGCCCAAGAGCAGAAGGAACCUUUAUCAAAAUAGAACUUUUUUACAAUUUUUAUAAUAUCUUAGACGUGAUUUAUUUCAAAGUAUGUGUCGUGGUUUGUUAUUUAUAUAAGACUCAAACCUUUGAUUUAAUGUUAUUUGAUUUAACUUUUUA
Messenger RNA from Brassica napus (rape), 2931 nucleotides. RefSeq names its product zinc finger BED domain-containing protein RICESLEEPER 2-like. The coding region runs from base 509 to 2149 and encodes 546 amino acids. Lineage: Eukaryota; Viridiplantae; Streptophyta; Magnoliopsida; Brassicales; Brassicaceae. The record is from RefSeq and is a predicted model, not a curated record. Gene Ontology annotation, molecular function: DNA binding. The transcript is spliced from 3 exons.